UGCUCCCAGGCCGCCCGAGCUUCCCUCACCCUCCAGCAGAGGUCACCUCCUGGUGAGACUUGGCCCCUGCCAGGCCUUGGCCUGCAUCCCAGGUUUGCAGUUGUGAUUUAUUUCUGGUACGUCAGCCUUCCGACACCAAGUAGCCAAGCCCGAAGGACGAGCAGUAAGAUAUCCUACUGUGGCCACGAGUGUCUGCGGGGGACCUGCUUCAGCCCUCAGUUGUCCCCACUCCCCAAGGGGCUCUGAGACCUUUGGGAUUCCUGUCACAUUCACUCAAGGGCCUGCGAGGAGCUAACAAGCCCUUCAGCCUUACCCUGAGGUGCUGAGCAUGACCCGGGACGAGGCACUGCCGGACUCAUACUCGGCACAGGGCUUCUAUGAGAACUAUGAGCCCAAGGAGAUCCUGGGCAGAGGAGUCAGCAGCGUUGUCAGGCGUUGCAUCCACAAGCCCACGUGCCAGGAGUAUGCUGUGAAGAUCAUUGACGUCACUGGCGGAGGCAGCUUCAGCCCUGAGGAGGUGCAGGAGCUGCGAGAGGCCACGCUGAAGGAGGUGGACAUCCUGCACAAGGUCUCGGGGCUCCCCAACAUCGCUUUUGAGCUGAAGGACACUUAUGAGACCAACACUUUCUUCUUCUUGGUGUUUGAUCUGAUGAAGAGAGGGGAGCUCUUUGAUUACCUCACUGAGAAGGUCACUUUGAGUGAGAAGGAAACCAGAAAGAUCAUGAGAGCCUUGCUGGAGGUUAUCCGCAACUUGCACAAACUCAACAUUGUGCAUCGGGAUCUGAAGCCUGAGAACAUCCUCUUGGACGAUAACAUGAACAUCAAGCUCACAGACUUUGGUUUUUCCUGCCAGCUGGAGCCAGGCGAGAAGCUGCGAGAGGUCUGUGGGACCCCCAGUUACCUGGCCCCUGAGAUCAUCGAAUGCUCCAUGAAUGAUGACCACCCAGGCUACGGGAAGGAAGUGGACAUGUGGAGCACCGGGGUCAUCAUGUACACCCUGCUGGCCGGCUCCCCGCCCUUCUGGCACCGGAAACAGAUGCUGAUGCUGAGGAUGAUCAUGAGUGGCAACUACCAGUUUGGCUCACCUGAAUGGGAUGAUUAUUCAGACACUGUGAAGGACUUGGUUUCCCGCUUCUUGGUGGUGAACCCCCAGGGCCGCUGUUCAGCAGAAGAGGCCUUAGCGCAUCCCUUCUUCCAGCAGUAUGUGGUAGAAGAAGUGCGUCACUUCAGCCCCCGGGGCAAGUUCAAGGUGAUCGGUCUAACAGUACUGGCUUCAGUGAGGAUCUAUUACCAGUACCGCCGGGUGAAGCCCGUGACCCGGGAGAUCGUCAUCCGUGACCCCUAUGCCCUCCGGCCUCUGCGCCGACUCAUCGAUGCCUAUGCUUUCCGAAUCUAUGGCCACUGGGUGAAGAAGGGACAGCAGCAGAACCGGGCUGCCCUCUUCGAGAACACACCCAAGGCUGUGCUCCUCUCCCUGGCUGAGGAAGACUACUGAGGGGCUGGCAGGCGGGGUAGGUAGGCUGGGGGGCAGGCAAGGAGGGAAAGCCACAGAAAUGUAAGUUGAGGAGUGAGAUCAUGUCCAGGCCUCUGUCCAGAGGGGGCACUUGGCCCCGGCCAGGACCCCUGAAGUGGGGCCACCAUCCCCUCUCAGAGGCUCUGCACAAGAAGCGCAGGGUGCUCCCACCACAUGUUGGUAAGUGUGCUCGGCGCGAGGCCCUGCGGAGGGGGAGCUAGAGGUGGUCUGAGAGCCUUCCUGCUUCUCUACUUCCCAGCUGUACCACCAUCUCAGGUCCUUCUCAUGGGAGGCCCAGAGUUCCUGACACUCACGCGUACUUCCCUUAAGGUCCCAGGGGGAGGAUAACAGACAGGACAGUCUGAGAUACAUAGUCAUGGAGAUUUUACUGACCUCACAACAUCCAGUGAUGCCAUGGGAGCAGAUUCUUUUCCAGGGACAUGUGUUUACAGGCAUAUGGAAGCCCUCGUGUAAUUAACAAUAGAAAGGGAAGGUUCUGGUA
This is a messenger RNA of Ailuropoda melanoleuca (giant panda), 2015 nucleotides long. RefSeq names its product phosphorylase kinase catalytic subunit gamma 1 (gene PHKG1). Gene Ontology annotation, biological process: protein phosphorylation; glycogen metabolic process. The record is from RefSeq and is a predicted model, not a curated record. Gene Ontology annotation, molecular function: calmodulin binding; phosphorylase kinase activity; ATP binding. Lineage: Eukaryota; Metazoa; Chordata; Mammalia; Carnivora; Ursidae. The transcript has 11 exons. Bases 329 to 1495 code for a protein of 388 amino acids. Gene Ontology annotation, cellular component: phosphorylase kinase complex.